Messenger RNA from Metarhizium brunneum ARSEF 3297, 1512 nucleotides. NCBI's taxonomy places the organism in Eukaryota, Fungi, Ascomycota, Sordariomycetes, Hypocreales, Clavicipitaceae. The record is from RefSeq and is a predicted model, not a curated record.
AUGUCAACCGAGGACCCAAUACGCGACCAAGACACAGGGUCCUUGAAUACAGAUGACUUCUCCGAAGAGCUACAUCCGUUUCUCCCCUCGCAAAGCGCCAGACAGAAAUUGCGCUUCACCGGCACCAAGUACCACAUCUACCUGCUCUUCUUCAUCCUUGCGGGCCUCGACUCUACCGUCUUUGUGCUCAAUCUUCCCCUGACGCGGGUCUACGAAAGCAUAGCCUGCUACCAAUACUUUUCUACCCACGAGCCUCGGCGGUAUUUGGAUCCGGGGUCCAUCCCGGAGCAGGAAUGCAAGAUUGCGUCUGUGCAGGAAGAGUUGGCGCGUGUCAAGGGGAUUGAGUUUUUAUUCAUGAUGGUACCAGGUAAAGAAGGCCCUCAUGUGUCAUUGGCGAUUGCUGGCGUGCUGAUGGUUUGCUGGUUUUGGUGGUUGGUCCCGUUGAGGUUUGUGUGGUUAUGUUGGCUACUCACGGGCAUUGGUGGCGGGCCGGCAGUUCUGAGUUCGACGAUUUACACCAUGCUCGCCGAUAUUGUCAGUCCAGCAAAGAGGGCAAACACAUUCUUGCAACUGACCGUGGCCGUGCUCAUAUCGCAAGCCAUCUCUACACCCCUUGCGUCUGUUCUCAUGGCCAACUAUGGAACAACAUUGCCGAUUGCAUUUGGAUACGGACUCGGACUUAGCGUGUGCUUCAUGUGUUCAUUUGUCCCAGAGACGGUUCAUCUCGGCACCUCCAAAAAUGCAGAGGAGCUGCCAUUCGAUGAGGCCGCAAUAGCUUCAUCGCACGUCGCGAAACAGAACUGGAAGGCGAGAAUCAUCGGGCUCUUCUCGCCGAAGAGCAGCGGUCUGAGCCUGUGGCUGCUUUCGCCAACCUUGCUCGCCUCACUGGCAAUUCUCUUCGUGGACAGCUUCAACGCCUCAACCAUCAAUAUCUUGGUUCAAUAUACGUCCAAGAAGCUGUCCAUACCAAUCUCCAGCGUCGGCUCACUAGUCACCAUUCGAGCAGCCAUGACAAUAAUUGUUAUUCUCCUCGUGGUGCCAUACAUUGGAAGGAGGCUCGAAACGAAAUGGAGGUUGGACAGCCACUCUCGCGACCUUUGGCUUGCACGGAUAACAAUGUCCAUCUGUCCAUUCGGCUUUGCGCUGCUGGCCAUGGGCCAAUCUGUAAUUGCAAUUGCAGUCGGCAUGGUCCUCGUUGCCACAAGCUGGGCUUGCUGCAGCAGUUUGGUGAGGAGUAUUGCGACGGCCAUGGUGAGCCCAGAGAGGACAUCCGGGCUCUAUGCUGUCAUCAAUGUCUUCCAGGCGGUGGGUGCUUUGGUUGGGAACCCGCUGCUGGCAGAGCUGCUGGCGGUGGAUGUCAGGUCUGGUAAUGGUUGGAUAUCGUUGCCGUUUGGGCUGGCAGGAGUGUUGAGUAUUUUGUCAUGUGCCAUCAUUUGGGCUGUGAGGCUCCCUCCCACGACGGGAAGCCAGCGUGGGUUGUUCCUGCGUGGUGGUGAUGCCGAUGUAUUGUAA